AUGGCACCAGAUCUAAACUCAGUACCUCCAUCUCCAAGACUUCAGGAGGUUAUUGCCUCUCCACGUCUCACAUCUCGUACUCCUUCUCGACGCACUUCUCAAGCAAUGUCUUCAUCAAAUCCUCGUCUCUCGGCGACAUCCCUUCACAUUCUUCCUUCCAAUCAAAGUGCUGUAGCUGCAGCUUCACCUCCUUUGAUGUCACCUAACAACAUUUUGACAUCUGCCACGGGAACAAUUCUAGCAGGAGACAAUACAGGUGUAGGAAUGGGACCUGGACCUUUGAGACAUCCAAGGCCUUUGACGGCUGCGGAUUUGCAUUUACAAUUGGAGAAGGAACAGGAAGCGGUUGUAAAUCGUCUAACCCGCGAACUCACUAUGCUCCGCGCUGCCCAAAAUGCUUCCGUCGUCUCGAACACGUCAUCCACUUCCGCGGGUCAUCCCGAUGCAUUAGACAAUACAAACCAUCUCCUCUCCGGUCCCAAUCAUCCCUUACCUUCGUAUCGUCGCCAUCAUCGCACGUCUUCUAGCAACUCUACUCGAAGCAUCACUGCUACGGCCGGUAGCAUUAGCGCAGCCAGCGGGAUCGCGGCUCCUGCUGCCCGUCGCGUGGAUUCUCUACCUCAAUCUAUCUCCAUCAGUCGUCAAAACUCCACGACCGGCGUUCAAAGAUCCGGAGCCAGUAGUCCUGCACCAUUGAGCGGUAGUUAUGGACAUGCUGAUCAAUUUUCGCACUUCUAUCACCAACAACAACGACCUAGUAUAUUACAACAUCGUGAUUAUUCAUCAGGCAAUGUUCCAACAAUGAGUGGUGGUGCUGGGGGAGAUGUUGUUAGUGCGACAAGUGUGCCGACUACGGGAAGAUAUGAGGAAGCAGCUUUUCAAAGACAAGAACUAGAGAGUGUCAAGAAAGAGAACGAGGCGUUGAAGAAGAAGAUUAGGGAGUUGGAGAGGACAAUAAGGGAUAGGAGACAAAGUGAUGCGAGUUUGACCAGACCAAGAAGCGAGAGUGUCAGUACAACGGCUAGCAUGGCAGUUGGGAGGGCUAGGGAUGGUGUGAAAGACAAAGAUGCGGAAGAAGAUGGGGGUGUUAGGGUGGGCGAGAGUGCUAGAGGUGGUGGGUUGAGAUGA
This is a messenger RNA of Sclerotinia borealis F-4128, 1128 nucleotides long. The record is from the annotation of a GenBank genome assembly. NCBI's taxonomy places the organism in Eukaryota, Fungi, Ascomycota, Leotiomycetes, Helotiales, Sclerotiniaceae.